Molecule: messenger RNA, 1425 nt
Organism: Brettanomyces nanus
Lineage: Eukaryota; Fungi; Ascomycota; Pichiomycetes; Pichiales; Pichiaceae
Exons: 1
Coding region: 1-1425 (474 amino acids)
Biological process (GO): chromosome segregation; CENP-A containing chromatin assembly
Source: RefSeq, a predicted model, not a curated record
AUGCAUCGCCAUCACUCUGGAAUCCUGUCAAAUACAUACAUACCACCACUUAGUCCGAAUACUAUAGCGAAGGAACUUUCUAGACUCUCUACGGAAUCUCUUUUCAACUUGGUGGAACUAUGGUUUACGCUUCCUGUGACCCAGCCUACUCCAAAUAAACAGAAGCGAAGACAUGGAGUAACACAGCAGCAGCUAGUUGAAAAGUUUAAAGUGGUGGUGAAAUCCCUACGAGCUGCCAAAUCGUCCAAGAAAAGAAAGCUAAUCGACCGCAUUUUAGUCGAUUUCUACCCCGAAGGACUAAACGCGCUACAGCUAGCACAGUUAGAUAUUCAAUUGAUGGUGGAUAAGCCUAACCUAUACACAUGGGUGUCAUCGACGGCUAAGAUCAUCUCCAAUAUUGGACCGAUCGACGAAAUCAAAGAUGCACUCGAUGAUUUCAUUUUCUCCUUGGAUUCUCAGUCUUUCCUCGAUCAUCUUAUAAAGAACCUCGCCAAUCUAUACCUUACCCAUAUCUACAUCUCACGGCAUCCACAACUUCCUCUCAUUAUAAUCAGGAUCCAAAUGUAUGAAUAUGUGCAUCUCAAAAGAGCUAAGAGAGGUAGCAUCUCCGGGAGUCUAUCCAACGGUCAAAAUCCUGACAUCAUUUCUCGUAAACCUUAUUAUUUGGUUAUUCCUACCAGUUCACCCAAUUUGAUCCACUCUGUAUCCAAUGUCGAUGAUCUCACAUCCAAACUGAUUCUUCAAUCCGUAGAAACCACUCUUUCUUCCUCUCUUCGUCGAGUAAAAUUGAUUAAGAAUAAGGAGCCGCCGUUGAAAACGUUGGAAGCAAUGCACAUUCUCAAAGGUAUAUCAAGAUUUGGCCAUGCAUUAGGAAGCUGGGCCCCCUAUGCUGAUGGAACAGUUGAUAUUGGACCAUUAGGAGAUCCCACUCAGCAUAUUGUGUUGAGGCCGGCCAAAAAUGGUGCCUAUGAAAGGCCUCAAUCCCAAGAUGAGGAGAGAAAGAUGAUCGCUGCGCUGAAAUUUAAGGGUUCUUUGUUUCCAAAGUUGAAGUCAGACAGGCUUUAUGAGGAUAACAGGAAAAAACGACAGAGGUUAGCAACAGGUUUAGUCUCCACAGACGGUGAAGAUGAUAUUGAUGAGGAGCAACCAAAUGAAUACCAGUCGAUUGUACCUGUACAAUCUGGUGAUUUCAUCGUUCAAAAUAAACUGAAGGAGCCAUACAAUGAAGAUAAAACUAUCAGAGAUGUUAGCGAUGCUCCUUCUAUUCGCUUACGUCUAUUCGGAUCAGACAUCUUUGCCGGCCUACAUCAGCUGGCUGUAGAAGGUAUAGUCGAUCCUAAAACUAUCCCUAGCUGGCUCACAGGAGAAGAAGGACUUCAUCGUGGCAUCAUUAAGGAUGGUGAGUUUAUAAGAAAAGAUGAGUGA